UCUUUGCUCUAUAUUCGCGUGAAUUUCUCGGCAUUUCAGUAAGAUAUCAGACAGAUUUAUAGUUAGAAAUGAAAUUUUUUUCAGUUAUUCACGAACCGAAAUUUCUGUUUGUUCGUGUUCGGUUCGAACAAGCAAAAUAUUGUUCGUGUUCGUUUUAUGUUCGAUUCGAAUUGUUUGAAUCAAAAGAAAAUCGUUCGUGUUCGUGAGCAGCUCUAGUGUAAACCAACUGUAUGAAUAUUCGGAACGAGAGAAAUGAUAGAUUUUAAAUUAAAGAGAAAAGAAUUCUGUAUCAAUUAAUAGUGUUCACACAACGGAGCAAUCGAUAUUCACACUUGCCGAAGCAAAAAUAGCAUUAGCGUAUGCAAUAAAAUUCUAAGAUUUAAAUUGUUCAUGUAUUGAUCCAAAGAGAAUGAAAUGAAUGAGAUGGCAGGCAAAACUAAGGUAGUGAAUAUUCCCGCUAUUAGUGUUGGUUCAUUUUGAAGUUUGUUAUUGUAAACAAACCGCCGUUCACAAUUUCACCAUGUCAUCAAAUAUGAAUCUUUGCUUCGUUCGAUGUUACAAACUGAUGCCGGUUGCACAUUCACAUUGAUCUGAGCAUUUGGAAAGUUAUUCAUCAUGGCCCGUGGAGCCUGUGGAGCUCGCGGUGGAAGCGAUGAGAGGUUCACAACAGUGAAACUGGGUCUACGAAAGAUCAUCCAAGAACCGUAUCAGCUGAUUUUGACAACAGUGAUUGGGGAAAUGAUCAACAUGGCAACGCUACAGGCAACGCUAAUCUCACUCCUGGCAUCGCUCUAUUUUCUAUAUCUGGUUAAUACGGCGGUCGAUGAUUUCAACAACGACUUUUUCAACUCCGAUGGCGAUGAAAUCAUCAAAAUGUGCUUCCAAGGUGUGCUCCGGCAAAACUACACCAAUGAUCGAAUGUUUAUGGUCCCAGGUUUCCGGCAAAUGGUUAUCAACAUUCUCGGCGAAUGGUUUCCAUGGCCAACGAACAGAUUUUUCGGCAAUACAUUCAAAUACCUGUACGAACAAUAUGCAAAAAACGUGCAAAUCAACCUCAAAACGCAUUGCGAACAGCGUUUGAGAAAGUUCUUCAAAAUGCGUUGCUACGAAUUGAACCACAUGUGUCUGUGUGGAGAUCUCGAGUUGGACGAAUUAUUCGAUGGUGACGACAUCAAAAAUGCCAUCAACUACAUAUACAAACAAGAGAUUCAACGCGUGGCAAUGCAAAUGCCAUACGGAAAUUGGAAAUACUUUUGGCGGAGCUGUAUUGGAUUGGAGCACCUUACAGACCAGAUGAUCCACACCCAUUCAACAUCAGAGAAUUCGUUGAACUCAAUUGGUUCCAAGCAUUGCGCAUGUUCGUUAAUAUACAGCGCGAUAUUCAUAACUUUCACCUCUCGUUUGCCAAUCUACGCCAAAGUUGGAAUCUGUUCCGAAAAUAUCCGCUCUAUGUGCAACAGCCAGAAUUUCCAGAGCCGCCUGAAAUCACCACCUUCACAGUCAUUCCGAAGUGCACAUUCCAGCGCCGACACGUGAAAAUUGAUACGAAUGCAUUGUACAAUAUUUUAUGUGGCGUCAAGGCCAGAGAAGAUGGUUUUCGACCGGAUGAAUUUAAAAGAAUUGGAAGCUGGCGUUCGUAUUUCAACAUGGACGAAAUCAACAAGCUGGUCAAGAAUAAGAAGGAAUUCGGCGAUUCGAUAAUAUCAGAUGGUGUGUCAGCGUCGGUGUUCAAAUUGCCGAAACAGAGCAAAACUGUUGCUGAUGAAGAAGAGGCCGAAACCAAACGAAAAUAUUUCGCAAACGAAUUCGCGUAUGCAUUGGGAAUUGAUCCAGGCAUGCGAACCUUUAUUGCGUCGGUCCGCCUCGAUCUAAAGACCGGCGAAGAGACCAACGAGAAGAUUUCGUUCAAACAAUACCAUCAGAAAUCGAAACAAGAUGCGCGCAACAUUAAAGCAGAACGAAUGACACGGGUCUUCACGUAUGACGAACAAGCGGACCUCAAGCAUAUCGCCGCAGAGAUUGGCCAGACACCAUCGCCACGGAACAUCUCUUGGUGCCAGUACAUCGAACAUCGCUUGCGAAUGUCCCAAUAUGGUAUCGCGGCAUACAGUCAGAAAAACUAUGCACGCUUACGUUUGGACAAACACAUUGAAUGGCGUCGUGCAAUUGAUCUCAUCGCCGGUAAGCUGGUACAUUUUAAGACAGCUAUCAUCAACAUCGGAGCAGCCGAAAUUUCACCAAAUUACCCGAUCCGGAUCAGGCGUUCGCAAGCUGAUUGCAGCCUUCAAAAGACGUGGCAAUUGUUUCGUUCGGUUGGUGGAUGAAUACAUGACAUCGCAACAUUGUGCCCGAUGUUUCAAACGGUUCCCGAUAUGGACGAAGAGCAAACGAUACAAGAAGUGCAACGAUUGCCAAUCAGAUGAACGUGUUGGACUUCCGAGAACCAUCUAUACGAACGUGAGCAAACGAGUGUUACAAAUGCAACGGAAAAUCAUGCGUACAUGGGAGGAAAUGCGCGACCAAGGAUAUGCUAUUGCAGCCAUUCUAACCCAACGAAAUUCAGGACGUUUGGUGUCAAAGAAGCAACGCUUCUUCAAAUCCUGGCAACCAAAUGCUGCUGAAAACGCUGGAACAGAAGACGCUGCACAAUCACGCAAGUUGCUCAAAUCACUUUGGCAUCGGGACAUAUCAGCAGCCAAACUGAUCAUGUACAAAGGUCUUUGCACGCUGCUUGACAUUCCGAUACAUCCAGCAUUGCUGCGACGACCAGAUGACGACGGCGUUCCACUCAAUCCAUAAUUCAAAAUCCAGCGUUUAGCAUUAAAGUUUUUUUUAACAAAUAUUUUCUAAUAGUUUAUUAGAGUUCUCAAGCCUUGCACUUAGUGGGCUAUUUUAAGGUUUAUAAGGUGUCUAACUUUAUUUGCCGCAGUACAUGAGUGGUUUUAUAGACGUUAUUUGAUGAUCAGAAUGGGUUAUAUUCAUUUUCCGGUUUGACAAUGUCGCCGCAUUCUUUGGAUAUGAUUUGUUCAAUGCAUCAUAUCACGGUUAUGAAAAACACCCAAAACCAACUGUAUGAAUAUCCACUCUUUUUGAAAUAAAACAUAUAUUUCGGAAAGCAA
This is a messenger RNA of Sitodiplosis mosellana (orange wheat blossom midge), 3119 nucleotides long. RefSeq lists its product as uncharacterized. The coding region runs from base 616 to 1536 and encodes 306 amino acids. The transcript is spliced from 8 exons. The record is from RefSeq and is a predicted model, not a curated record. Lineage: Eukaryota; Metazoa; Arthropoda; Insecta; Diptera; Cecidomyiidae.